Molecule: messenger RNA, 1446 nt
Organism: Striga hermonthica
Lineage: Eukaryota; Viridiplantae; Streptophyta; Magnoliopsida; Lamiales; Orobanchaceae
Source: the annotation of a GenBank genome assembly
AUGUCUCUACUCCGUCGUAGGGUUGGGCUGAGGCAGACUCAAGGAGACCCCAAACUCUUAGCGGCCGUGAGCAGUAGAACAUUGGCGACAGCAGACCAGGGGAUGAGGAAGGAGUCCAGGGUCGUUGCACCGACGCCGUCAGAGAGAUUGGAGAUGGCGUCAUUUCCAGUGAUGAAGAAGUUUGCUGUGAAGGGGAGGGACUAUGGGUUAGACACAGACAAGAGUUGCCACCUUGCUUUUGGCUUCAGAGAUGGACUAUUGGACAAUGGUAACUUCGAGCUGGGCCCGAAAUCCUCCGACCUCAACAAGACCAUCCUUCUCAGGCCCAAUGCCAUACCCAGUUGGCACACGUCGGGCUUUGUCGAGUACAUCAAAGCUGGCCAGAAGCAAGGUGACAUGCUAUUGGUGGUCCCCGAGGGGUACGCGGCCGUUAGGCUCGGAAAUGAGGCGUCGAUCAAGCAGUACGUAAAAGUGACCAAGGGAAUGUACUACUCGUUAACCUUUAGUGCGGCCCGAACUUGCGCCCAAGAGGAGAGGGUGAACGUGUCCGUGGCCCCUGAUUUUGGGGUGCUCCCGAUCCAGACGCUGUACAGCAGCAGCGGCUGGGACUCGUAUGCUUGGGCUUUUCGAGCCAGCUAUGAUGUUGUUGAGAUUUUAAUUCACAAUCCGGGCGUGGAGGAGGACCCGGCGUGCGGCCCGCUCAUUGAUUCGGUUGCUAUUCGGGCCUUGUAUCCGCCGAAGCCCACGAGAGACAACCUUUUGAAAAACGGGGACUUUGAAGAAGGGGCGUACAUAUUCCCAAACACGAGCUGGGGCGUCCUCAUCCCCCCAAACAUCGAGGACGACAACUCGCCCCUGCCAGCCUGGAUGGUCGAGUCCCUCAAGGCCGUGAAGUACAUCGACUCAGCACACUUCUCGGUCCCCCACGGACUGCGGGCCAUCGAGCUUGUCGGGGGAAGGGAGAGCGCGGUGGCCCAGGUGGCCCGGACGGUCGCGGGCCGGGUCCAUCUGCUCACGUUUGCGGUCGGGGAUGCCAGCAACUCGUGCGAGGGGUCGAUGGUUGUGGAGGCGUUCGCGGGCCGUGACACGGUUAAGGUCCCGUACGAGUCUAAGGGCAAUGGCGGGUACAAGAGGGCCGUGCUGCGGUUUGUGGCCCCCACGAAUCGGACCCGGAUCAUGUUCUUCAGCACCUACUACCACACGAGGAGCGACGACUUUGCGUCCCUGUGUGGGCCCGUGGUGGACGACGUGAGGCUAUUGAGCUCCGAUGCUGGCGACAUUCUCCAAAGAAAUUCACGGCGACGUCUUAAAGGAAAGAAACAGAAUAUGUCAGAAAACGGGGCAACGCCGAAUUGGGAUUUCGAGGACGAAAUUCAAAGCGAAGGGAAUGAAAUUGAAGAACACUCGAGCUGUGAAGACAAAGACAGCAACGAAUUAAGUAAAUAG